Molecule: messenger RNA, 1299 nt
Organism: Mytilus trossulus (common blue mussel)
Lineage: Eukaryota; Metazoa; Mollusca; Bivalvia; Mytilida; Mytilidae
Product: mucin-3B-like
Exons: 7
Coding region: 194-862 (222 amino acids)
Source: RefSeq, a predicted model, not a curated record
AAGGGUUUGUGAUAGUAGUCCUUGUAAGAAUGGAGGGCAUUGCUUUGACGACGAGAACUCAUUCGUAUGCAUAUGCCAUUCAGGAUUUGAGGGAAUACAUUGUGAAAAUGAACGAACCAUCACAUUACCACCAACGACGACACAACAUUACACGAUAUACCCUGCUGAGCAGAGAACUAACUUAGCAAGUAAAAUGGACAUCUCCAAAGAAUCGCAAACAACAAUUAAUGUAUCAAAAUAUCGAACAAAAACAUCUUCAUCUUUAUCAAAGUCAACACCGUAUCCGGAAACAACUGCCAUCACAGUAAAAUCCACAGAAACAACGCAUCCGACAUCCACAACAAUGUCCCCUGCUACAACCAAUGAACCCAGAAAAGAAACAACUACAACUAAAUUGCCGGACACAACAAAAAAUGGAAACACAGUUGACACAGGCACUGGCCAGAAUACGGAUGGCAACGUUAAUCCACCCAUGAUGCCAAAUGUACAAUCUUGUGAUAAGCAGAAUCUCCUCAAGGAUUUAGCCAAAAGAUCAGUUUUAAGAAGUGUUAACGAUACCAAAUGCUUAUCAGGAGAAAGUGUACUAUCUCAUGCUGUGGUGUUGGCUCGGUGUGCUGCACCAGAUCUGUCGUCAUGGAAACGAGGAGUGCAGGUUUCAACAUACUGUGGCAUUUUGCCAAGUUUUAUAGCAGUGGCACAGUUUCGACAGGAUGUUUUGAUUGAAUCGGCAGUUCUGGUAUCGUGCGAUAAGCACAAUGAUUCCUUGCAGAUUUUAUCCCAACCAUGUGAUGGGUCUAUUAGACUUAGAAACGUAACGUGGCCAAUAACAGAUACAUAUUAUACUGUUGAAUGGAGAGUCUGAGAAAAUAUUUAAGACAUUUUUAAUUUGUAAAAUGUAGCAUAAACAGCUAGUCAUAACUUAAAUUUAGCAAGCGAAUAUGUGUCUAAUAUGGAUGUAGCAAGUUAAGACUGUCGUAUAUAAAUGUAUCUGUGAAUAUGAAUCUCAUAACUUGAUAUCUUGCAAUUGUGUAUUUAAACACUGUUUCAGUAGUAUGGUUUGAUAGCGUUUGACUUUUUUUAUGCAAUGCGCAAAAAGUAUGUAAGGCAAUUUCAAAAUAACCGUAUAUCAACUUCGUGGUCUCAGAAAUGGGUUGACUUAAAAAUACUGUCAUUUAUCAAUUUGGGUCAUACUCCUCAAAAUCAAUGCUGUUUACGAAGUUUUGAAUACUAGCUUGUCAUAAUAUAACCAUAAAAGUGUAUAAAAUUGUGCAUAUCAAUUAAAUAAUGAAAACAAAGUGA